AGUUUUCAUGUAUGAUUAAAACAAGUUUGGUAGUGACGGUGAUUGGUCCGAGCCUUUGGGAAUUACCUGUGUGUAGGAGGUUAAUGAGGGUGGUGGUACCCGUGUUAUGGGUGGAGGUCGUGGAUUGAUGGACAACGAGGAAAUGGGACUCGUUUAUAAUCAUACAACCCUUCAAGUUUCCAGGAACUGGCCUUGGAGUUAGUAAUGCUGCUGACAGUGACUGCCUGCUACUUGGGCAAGGCUGAACUCUGCACGCUGGAACAUCGGUGACUGAAACCCCAGGACUUGAGACUAGAAACAUGCUCAGUAUGAGUAUAAAUGGACAAUGCCUUUCUACAUUUAGUCAGCUAGAUUGGACAACAGUUUAAAUCAUCUCAGUUUCUGUGGACUUUAGAUCCUUAUGUAAGAAUAAUGGCAGAUAUGCAGCAGACGUUGGAUACGGUAUCUCGGAAAUUUCCAGGCAGAAACGAUCAGUUUCUAGAUGACCACGGCGGACCGAAAUGCUUGGAGAAUGAAAGUCCGGCACCUUCAUCUGGUACUCCUAAAUGUUUAAACGGCUGUGUACCUCUGUCUCAUCAAGUUGCGGGACAUAAGUAUGGAAAAAAUAAAAUUGGAAUGUUGCAACACCCAGAUGGCACAGUCUUGAAACAACUACAGCCCCCUCCUCGUGGUCCACGCGAAUUAGAUUUCUACAAAAUGGUAUAUGGUUCUGAUUGUCACAGCACUGCCUUGAAACAGUUACAGAUGUUUCUGCCAAAGUACUAUGGUGUUUGGACACAUCCUGGUGCACCAAAUGAUCAAUACCUAAAACUGGAAGAUGUAACUUGCAAGUUCAAGAAACCAUGCAUAAUGGAUGUAAAAAUGGGUCAGAAAAGUUAUGAUCCAGAUGCAUCACCUGAGAAGAUUCAGGAACAGAUCAACAAAUACCCUCUAAUGGAAGAAAUUGGUUUCUUGAUACUAGGAAUGAGAGUUUACAAAACAGAAUCAGAUGCAUAUGAAACCCGCAAUCAGCAGUAUGGAAGACAGCUAGUAAAGGAAACUGUUAAAGAAGGUUUAUCCAGAUUUUUUCACACUGGAUGUUGCUUGAGAAAAGAUGUCAUUGCUGCUUGCAUUCAGAAGAGUAAGAACAUCCUGCAGUGGUUUGAAAGUCAGACUGAAUUCAGUUUCUAUGCAAGUUCAUUGUUAUUUGUCUAUGAGGGCUUGCCCCAACCAGUGGUUUUAAAGAUGAAAGACGACCAGGUAGCAACCUGGAAAGGUCCACUUAAAAGGCAUCUUCCGGAAGAAGAAGAUGAAGAUACAGUAGAGUGUAACAACAAUAUUUGUGCAGUACUGUCUGCAGAAAAUGGAAGAAGGGUGGCAGUUUCCGAGUCUCAGAACUUGUCACAAAAGUAUGCUGUUCAUAAGAAGCCACACCUAACUAAACACCAUCAGGAGGCUCAUUUGGAAACUAAAAGUAUGGAGCCAGAAAACAGAGAAGUGACAAGUAACAAAUUUAUACUAGAGCAGUUGCAUGACAGUGAAACGACACAAUCAGACAAAGAGUUGUGUAAUAAAUGUUUAGUACAGCAAAAUGUUGAAGUGGAAGUAAAAAUGAUUGAUUUUGCUCAUGUUUUUCCUGUUAAUGUAAAAGAUGAGGGUUAUAUUUAUGGGAUCAAGCAUUUAAUUGAAGUACUACAAAAUAUUUUAGAUGAUUAGUUCCUUUUUUCCAUAUUCUCAUUUUAAUAGGGGCAAUAUUGAUCAAUAGUAUAGCUCAAAGAAGAAAUCUGCACUAAUGUAAUGCUUAUCUGGGUUUAUAGUGCACUUGUGUUUUGUAAAGUUCGGUAAAGUGGUAAUUUUAUAAUCGUACUCAGGAAAGCUGAUAUAUGUUUGCAGCUAUUGUGUCCAGUAAAGUAGGCAGAAAGGACUACUGAAUGAUCCAUAUGGACACAAAUUUUUUUAAAUGACUACAUAAAAUUGUUGUAAAAACCUUAAAAUGUAUAUUAGGUAUAUUAAUUAUAAACAGAAGGUAUGACUUAACUUUUGUAUGAUUGCUUUGGCAUACUGGAAGUCUGGUGUUUCAGCCACAACUUUGAGCCAUAUUGAAAAAAAUAUUUUUACAACAGUUGCUUAUAGUAUAUUGACAUAAAGUACUGCCAUCCAUCUUUAGAUCAGCAAAUCUUUUAGGAAUAUUCAGGAAUGUAAUUAUCAAAUGGUACUCAAAUUGGUACUUGAUAGAAUGCUUGACCAAAAAUACUUGAUCCUCACUGGAAGCCGUAGCUUCAUCAGUUUUGAUUUUAUUACAGUCUUUCCUUAACUAGUUCCCAGGUGAACACCAAUGAUGAUGUUUUAUGUUAUUUCAUAUGAUUUCUGUCAAACCGAUUGGUUUGAGGUAAGAACUUGAAACUUUAAUUUUGAUUUUAAAGUUAGUUUAAACUACAACCAAUUUGCAUUGAUUAUGCACAUGUAUUUUUUUAAUUUGUUUCUUAACAGUAUUGUGAAAACUGGAAAUCUUAGCUGCUGAAUCACUUGAUUUCACAUGAAGAUGCUGCUACAACAGUUUGUACAUUAUGGACUCGCACUUAAUCUGACUUUAUGGCCAACUUGGCAAUCUUUUCCAGCAGUCAUUUAGCUUGGAUUGCUCAUGCAUAUUAGUCAUUUCUGUGUUUGCCUUCCUAUUUGUGCCCUUAGAAUUUAGCUUGACUGAUGAUAGUUAAACUUUUUCUUAACCACCUCUUGUGUAUUCUAUUAUUUAUGCUUCCUUUAUUUUUUAUUGAAGUAAUGUACCUCUGUCUUUCCGCUCAGUGUGUUGUAUUGAAGCAUAAUUGCUGUUAUGAUAAGCAGAUUCUGACCUCCUUUAGUCUUUCUGAUUUCUUGUUUUCGUAGCAUUGCCUGCCCUACCAGGUUGCUUUUUAGUAGUCAGAUUAGAUGAAAAUGGAAAGAUGUUAGCUUCUUACUUGCCAGAAAGUUUACAAAAAUGGAAAUAUUUUCUUCUUAGGAAGCAGAACAGUAAGAGAGACUUGCUUCAUGUUCCAGUUCUUGAUAUAGAAAAGAAUAUAAUUUACUACAUGCUGGUACUGAAAAGAUAGAAAUAAGAAUGGGGGAAAAGAUGAUGACAAAGAGGAGGAGGAGAGGUAAGAGUCUUAAAAAAGAGAGAGACAAAUAAAGCUGGGAGAGAAGAGCCCGAUUCCAUUUCCUUACUGUUCAGUCUUAGACUACCUGGCUUUUGCCACUGAAAUACUACUAGGGACCUGAGUAUUAGUACCGCCUAGUGAUAUAUUUCGAGUCCUUUCAUUAGCACUUACUCCUUUAUGUGCUGUUGGCUAGGCAGUUCCAGCUAUACACAGAGCCAUAACUAGGACGAGGUGAAUGGCGAGGCUCACCUGUAUGCAAGAUGUUAAGGGGUGUGAUUGCAAGUGCCAGUUGGUGCACUGAUUUCUAAAGCCACAAGGAUAUCACAGCUUUGUAACUGAAUGCCAGUACUUUGUGGUCAUGGCUGAAGUGCUGAAAGCUGUUACUAUGUGUGGUGAGGGUGUAGUAAAUGUAGCAAGCUGCUUUUACUAGCAGAUUGCCAUAGACACCGGAGCAGAGAAUAGCUUUGUUCUUUUUUCUCCUUAACUUCUAUUUUAGAAGGUCCUAGUUUGGGGUUCAGCUCAGGCUGACAAAUGAGCUAGCUGUGAUUUUGACUACACACAUAAUCCCUGUCUUCCCGCUAGUAGUUCCUCUCUGCCUUCUACAUUUUUCUUUGAGCUGCUGCUGAGUAACACUGCCAUGGAAAUUAUAUGUGGUCUUCUAGUGACAUUGGGGAGAAAUAUGACUCAAAUGUCAGUCUAUCUGCAACCAAAAGUCAUAAUCUUUAAUUUACCAUCCCAUAUGUUGCAAAGGAAAAGACUGAAUGGUUUAGAGGCAAAUAUUCUGUCAAAGGCCAGUUAUAUAUCUUCUUGUGUUUGUCUGUAACCUGCAGUAGCCCUGAUAAGAUUGAGUAAGAUAACCUAAUAAAAUUAUCCAUCACCUAAAACAAAUUUUAUGGCUCCCGACUUCUCUCCAGAUAGCCUUAAAGCUGCUCCAGUCAUCACAAUUCAAAGGGUGCUGAAACAUGGUUCCUUCCAGUGGUGGAGCUGCUAGGACUGGUGUUUGCCAAGUAGGAAACACUAGAUGUUAUGUAGUCCAAUCUCGCCUGCAUUCUUACCCGUGGGUUCGGAGCCGAACUU
This is a messenger RNA of Protopterus annectens (West African lungfish), 4187 nucleotides long. RefSeq names its product inositol polyphosphate multikinase (gene IPMK). Lineage: Eukaryota; Metazoa; Chordata; Ceratodontiformes; Protopteridae. The coding region runs from base 412 to 1695 and encodes 427 amino acids. Gene Ontology annotation, molecular function: inositol-1,4,5-trisphosphate 3-kinase activity; inositol tetrakisphosphate kinase activity. Gene Ontology annotation, biological process: inositol phosphate biosynthetic process. The record is from RefSeq and is a predicted model, not a curated record. Gene Ontology annotation, cellular component: cytoplasm; nucleus. The transcript has 6 exons.